CCACCCAGUGUUGGAUUUACGAACUACUGUAGUAAUUAAUUUGGCCCAACGUGGGCCUUGAAGGGUUGAAAUCCAGCCCCCGCUGGGGGAAGAGGAAGAAGAAGGAUCAAAGCUGAACAUUUCCCUUUGGAAUCCAAGUAAAGAAGUUGCGGAGCUGUUGGGUCAUCUACCAAAGAAAAGGAGAAAUGCAAGGUUGGUUUUCUGGUGGCACCGGGAUCAGCGAAGAACAACCCAAGGCGGGGUCGCCUCUGUUGGCAGAAUGGAACUCGUACGGAGCUUCACGAGACUCAGAAGAGGGAGGAACGAGUGCAUUUGGGUUCAAUAGGGAGGCUGCUGUGGGGUCUGCCAAUGAUACUGUCACUGGCACCUUCAAUGUUUAAGCAUCAUCUUUUUCCCGUUGAUAUUGGGAAAGUUUCUUACCUAAAUUAAAAGUAAAAAGAUCAAGAGAUUAAAAAAAUAUAGUUAAAAUUUUUUU
Rubroshorea leprosula is the source of this 475-nucleotide messenger RNA. Lineage: Eukaryota; Viridiplantae; Streptophyta; Magnoliopsida; Malvales; Dipterocarpaceae. The record is from the annotation of a GenBank genome assembly.